Physeter macrocephalus (sperm whale) is the source of this 444-nucleotide messenger RNA. Its product is annotated as 60S ribosomal protein L37a-like. Gene Ontology annotation, biological process: translation. Gene Ontology annotation, cellular component: ribosome. The transcript is spliced from 2 exons. The record is from RefSeq and is a predicted model, not a curated record. Lineage: Eukaryota; Metazoa; Chordata; Mammalia; Artiodactyla; Physeteridae. Bases 1 to 444 code for a protein of 147 amino acids. Gene Ontology annotation, molecular function: structural constituent of ribosome.
AUGACUGUAAACAUCCUCAAACUCUGUAGUGCUGCCCCUUCAGAACCUUUCACCCCAGCGGAUACAGCCACAUCACUUCCCCAGGCAUCUCCCCUGGUGCUUCUGGCUAUUACUGUUGGUGGUGAUAGUUGCGGCGACGUGGCUAAACGCACCAAGAAGGUCAGAAUCGUGGGUAAAUAUGGGACCCAUUAUGGUGCCUCCCUCAGGAAAAUGGUGAAGGAAAUUGAAAUCAGCCAGCAUUCCAAGUACACUUGCUCCUUCUGUGGCAAAGCCAAGAUGAAGAGACGAGCUGUGGGCAUUUGGCACUGUGGCUCCUGCAUGAAAACAGUAGCUGGUGGUGCCUGGACCUACAACACCAUUUCUGCUGCCACAGUAAAGUCUGCCAUCAGAAGAGUGAAGGAAUUGAAGGACCAGCAGAAGCGCCACCAUUUGAAACACUGCUAG